Messenger RNA from Melanaphis sacchari, 1232 nucleotides. RefSeq lists its product as uncharacterized. The coding region runs from base 120 to 1232 and encodes 370 amino acids. Lineage: Eukaryota; Metazoa; Arthropoda; Insecta; Hemiptera; Aphididae. The record is from RefSeq and is a predicted model, not a curated record. The transcript is spliced from 5 exons. Gene Ontology annotation, cellular component: membrane. Gene Ontology annotation, biological process: sensory perception of taste.
AAUAAAAAGAGUACGGGUCUCGUGGUCGUCGGUUUUCUGUUCGAAGAGAUCGUUCGCAAGACAAUCGCAAACAUUUUUUUACCGAGUGUCCGCCGCGUACGGCGUUCAACGGCACGGGCAUGGUCCGUCGCACCGUGUUACUGUUGGCCAUAAUCGCUGUGCAAUCGUACUUGGCGUUCGAGGAAGUCCGGUCGAUUUGGUUCGACGACGACUACGACCACCACUACAGUGCCAGUAUGAACUCGCUGUCGAUGAACGCAAUCAAUGCGAUCAGCACGCUGCUGACUGUCGUGUUCGGCGUCCGACUCCGGCGCAUCCAGCAUUCGCUGAGCCGCAUGGAAAGGUCGUUACAGACCAAAGGCGACGCGGACGGCGGCCAAUGCGUGGACGUCGUUACGUCCGGCUUCAGGUCGAUCGAAUACCGAGCGCCCGCCUGGCUGGCUCUGGCCGUCGUCGUGUUCGGUUACCUCAAGUACGGUAUGCUGAUGAAGCACGGCCGGAAGACCGCGUUCAGGUCGGCCACGGUGGCGUUGCUCAGCACGAUAUCGAUUGCCGGCAACUAUUACGUGACGCUCAAGUUUGUGGAUCACGUGUAUUUCGCCAAAAGAGUGUUGAACAAACUGAAUGUCCAGAUAAUGGAUACACUCGGCUCGAUUUCGGCAUCGUUUCUGUCGGGGUUCUCCGUGUCUACCGCACGACUUGCGUACCUAGAAAUAUGUGACGUUUGCACAAUGCUGACGAAAACGUUCCAAACACAAUUGUUCAUCAACAUCGUGGGCAACGUGUUUGGCGUCACGUUCAUGAUGCUCUCCGCGUUUAACACGCUCAUGUCCGACGGUGCAAACAACAUCCGAAUCACGCUGUACUUUCUUUAUGAAUCACUGAUACGUACGCUGCAGAUGUACUUCAUCAUUGACGCUUGCCAUACGACCGUCGAACAGGCGAAUAUCAUUAACAUCACAUUUCAGAAGAAAAUUAAUGAAUAUAAUCAAGUAAAUCUCAUAAAAAAAAAGAUACAAUUAUUCAUUUUGGAGAUGGUGGAUCAUAAAAUAGAAUUUGUUAUUUAUGGUUUUAUUUGUCUGGACUUUGAAAUGUUUGUAUCGAUAAUCGGUACUAUAGCUACGUAUUUCCUAAUUUUGGUUCAAUUAGGAUCUUCGCCUGACGUCUUGGUAAAUACGUCAAAUAUAACGACAACAACAACACCCAUUGUAACCAAUAGAAUAUCAAAAUAA